UGUUAGGCCCCCUGCAGCUCCCGGUGAGCCUCGUGCACAGCCUUCCCUGGAGCAGGCUAGGCUCCGCACCCGCCAUAGCUGCCGCGGCGCACGUUUGACGAUCGGGGUGGGGUGGAGGCUGGAGCCUUGUCUCGCCUCCGCUCGAUCCACACGGAAAAUAAUGCAUAGCAGUUUGUCGAAUUCCCAGGUGGAAGGCGCCUGCCGCACGAAGCUGGGUUCUUCGUCGAUGCAGCUUCAGCUUCAGCUCCAGCUCCGGCGAAUGAUUGCUGCUGCGGUGUCGGGACAUGGCGCUAGGGUUGAACCGCUUUGAAUAGCGUGGCUAGAGGGGGGAGACCAGAGGCGGGGAGGAAAGCUGGCGGACCAAAUGUAGUUGCUUGGGGUGCCGGAGGCUCGUGGGCGAUGAUGGGAAUCGUUGCGGGUGGCGGUAGAAUGGAGGAGGCUGUGAAGGUGGAGAGCUCUUGGUCUGACCGGGUGAGAGGUUCUCCUCGAGCUUUCCACGCGCAGCUUUGGCUGGUUUUAGAUGUUUGUGGGGGUUGCGUUCGGGUGAUUGAAGUUGCAGAUCAAGUCAUGGCCGCGCAUAGAUUCGUUCGACGUCCGUGGCUGUGCAUUGUGCUUUUUUAGCGAUCAGUGUAGGGACGGGGGAUCUUCUAACAGGAGCUUCCGUUAGAUGAUUAUGCACACACGCUUUGGUCUAGUUUGUGCAGCGGGUGUCCUAUUUCUGCGGCCGGGGCAGGACUAGAAUGUAAACACGUCGGCGAGGCGUCGUCUUGGGGAGGAAAAUAAGUUUUGUAGUGGAUGUGGAGUAAUAGGGGUGGAGAAAUCGUGAUUCUCCACUUCGUCAUCGCUGGUAUCCCAAUUUUCGGAUGUGCGCGUGUUUGUGUUUAGGUUUUGCCCCUUUGAUUUAAGACAGUGAGGAUUGAAGCAGGGAUGGCAUCUAGUGGUGCAAAAUCGGAGACUUCGCAGGAUGGGACAUCCCAAAGAAGGGGACAAGCUUGGUUGUGCACUUCGGGGCUUCAAAGCGACAUUGUUGUGGAUGUCGAACAGAUGACCUUCCACCUGCACAAGUUUCCUCUCGUGUCUCGUUGCCGGCGCAUCGCCCGCCUUGUGGAGGAAGUCAGCAGGGAGGACGAGGACACAUGCGAAAUCCGCCUAGAGAAUUUCCCUGGAGGGACAUGGUCCUUUGAGCUCGCCGCCAAGUUUUGCUAUGGAGUGAAAAUAGAAUUCACUUCUAGCAACAUCGUUGCGCUACGUUGCGCUGCUGAAUAUCUAGAAAUGACUGAAGAUCUUGCGAACGAGAAUUUGAUUGUAAGGUCGGAGGCGUUUCUUCAAGAGGUCGUGCUCCGAAGCUUGUCGGACUCCAUCGCUGCUUUGCAAAGCUGCUCAAAUCUCUUUCCCAUGACCGAGGAACUUGGUCUCGUGGACAGGUUGAUUGAUUCGGUAUGUGCCAAAGCAAAUGUGAAUGAUUCCUCAAGAGGAGGGUGGCUAAUGCAGGAUCACCGUUCCUUGCAAUCCCCUGGCGGGAGCUUGCUGUGGAACGGUAUCAGUACGGGAGCUAGGGCUAGGAUUCUCGAAGUUUCUGACAAUUGGUGGUACGAAGACAUCUCAACCUUAAGUUUACCAUUUUUUGAGAAAGUUGUGCUUGGAAUGAAAGCCGCUGGCGUCAGAGGCGAGAAUAUAUGGGGUGCAGUAGUUCAUUAUGCAAAGAAAGCCUUGCCGGGCCUUCACAGACGCCACAGCGGACGCGAAGCCGCUCACAGCCACCGCAAGGCGCUUGUAUCCUCUAAUCCCAUCGUUCAGGAGCACGAUCAACGAAUCUUACUCGAAACAAUUGAGUCCCUCCUCCCUCCCUUGAAAGUUGGAAGCUCCGCUCGGUUUCUGUUUGGAUUACUGCGAUUAGCUAUAAUUUUGAAUGCUAGCCCGCAAUGUAAGAGUAAUCUGGAGAAGAGGAUAGGCAUGCAGCUAGAACAGGCCACCUUGGACGAGCUCUUAGUGCCGAAUUACUCCCACGUGGAGGAGACGCUUUACGACAUCGAUUUGGUGCAACGGAUUUUGGACCAUUACUUGAUGCUGGAGCAGAAUGGUUCACCCGAAUCGGACGAAGAGGGACUUCUCCUGGGAUCUCCGUCGUUGUGUCCCAUUAUGAUGGUUGCGAAGCUCGUGGAUGCUUAUCUCGCUGAAAUUGCGCCAGACGUCAAUUUAAAACCUUCGAAGUUCCAAGCAUUGGCUGAAGCAUUGCCUGAUUAUUCCAGACCUUCAGAUGAUGGCUUAUACAGGGCGAUUGACGUUUAUUUGAAGGCUCAUUCUUGGCUAUCAGAAUUGGAGCGAGAGAUGGUGUGCAAGAUCAUGAACUGUCAGAAGCUUUCCCUGGAAGCGUGCACGCACGCUGCGCAGAAUGAGAGGCUGCCGUUGCGGGUGGUUGUACAGGUUCUUUUCUUUGAGCAGCUGCAGCUGCGGAAUGCCAUAGCUGGGUCCUUUUUGGUUGCAGACACCGUUGGGGGUUCUGGGAAACAGCAAGAGCAGCAUCAUAUACCGCCAGGAGUGGUCAGGCAAGGGGAGAGUUGGGAGAAAUCUUUGGGGGGUAGUAAGACGCUGAAAGAUGACAUGAGCAAGAUACUGGCUCGCGUCAGUCAGUUGGAGAUGGAAUGUGGGACCAUGAGACAGGAGAUUGAGAAUCUUCACAGAGCGAAGAAGCCGGUGAAUUCGCUCUCAAACGCUUUUGGUUGCAAGCUGUUUUCUAAUGCUAUUCCUUCAACUGGGGAGGUCAAUAGAGGCCAUCGUCGGAGUCUGAGUGGAAACGUAGGAUACUCAGGGGAGCAAGUGCAAUAAAGAGAGCACUUGAGCUAAUAUCAGGGCAGGAUUUGACAGGUACCAUCUUGGGAAUGUAUUAUUUUUUUUUAUUAUUUUAUUAUUUUUGUUUUUAUUUUUAUUUUUAGGGUGCGCUGCAAUUCUCUGCAAAUAAUUCAACUUGGAAGCAGUCGAUCCUGAAAGGCUUCAUAAACACGUGUUGGCGUCCAAGUUCUCCACUUUUGAUGCACCCUUUACUUUUUUGGUUGUUUUUAUCGUUGUAAAUAGAUUGCAGGAUAGUCCACCACUGUAGUUAGGGCUCAGAUCCAGAAAAUUAGGUUAACUGCGUCGCAUAAUCUGUUUUGUCUUUAUCGAUAAGCAUAAUCACCAGCAGUUAUUUUACUCUUCCUUGUAGGUUAUUUUUACGGGUGUUCUAGGACUGAUGUUCACAGAAAAUUUGUUAUAUGGACAAUUCAAUGUAUUGUUUUCUACCUAGAUACUGGUAGUUGUGAAAUUAUGCAGCAGUGAUAAACAUAUAGUAAUCUAGUUUCAAAGCUGCUAUUAUUAUUAAUAAUAAUUCUCUGGCUAGCUUUUGAUUAGCUGUAGACUACUACAUAUGGGAUAGCCACUAGGUUGGCAUACCCUUUUGAUUAGAAAUUCGCUCGUCUCCAAUUGUUACGAGCGAAGAAACAUCUGGGAAUGGAAGGCUAUUCAUUCAAGCGAACAAUUCUUGACUGAAAUUGUAAAGCGAUUUCUCGGCCCAUUCUCUGAA
Physcomitrium patens is the source of this 3556-nucleotide messenger RNA. Its product is annotated as BTB/POZ domain-containing protein At1g30440. Gene Ontology annotation, molecular function: protein binding. The record is from RefSeq and is a predicted model, not a curated record. NCBI's taxonomy places the organism in Eukaryota, Viridiplantae, Streptophyta, Bryopsida, Funariales, Funariaceae.